Molecule: messenger RNA, 595 nt
Organism: Aspergillus sclerotioniger CBS 115572
Lineage: Eukaryota; Fungi; Ascomycota; Eurotiomycetes; Eurotiales; Aspergillaceae
Exons: 2
Coding region: 85-504 (139 amino acids)
Source: RefSeq, a predicted model, not a curated record
UAUCUUACCAUCUAUGAUUACCUACUAGACUGAUAUUUAGUUGAGAUACAAUUCCAGUCCCAGUAUCUAUUUACAUUGAACACCAUGAGCAUGUUUCUCCGUAGCCGACUCGCCGUGAGAGCCAUGCCCUCGGUCCGCCCGCUGGCCUACGCGCCCGGGCGCGGGCGUUUCUACGCCCACAGCUCUUAUGGCGGCGAGGGCGAAACCCAGGCCGAGCAGCCCAACAAUCAGCGCAACACUCCGACCCGCGAUAUCGAGCACCCAGGCCCGCCUCCUCCGGACACGAGCAGCGCAUCCACAUCCAAGUCCAGCUCGUCCACACCCAGGUCUAACAACGAGAGCCAGCAAGUACCAUCAAACAAGGCCCAUGCGACUCUAGCAGAUGGGGGUGACUCGCCGUACGUGGAUGGCGAUGGCAACAUAACGGCGGAUGCGCCGCGGGACGUGAAGCAACAUAACGAGGACUUGGCGAAGCGAUAUGACCAUCCGAAGGAGCAUGCUUGAACCAUGAUGUGGGGUGGUUGUCAUUUCUGUUGUAUUUUGAUAUGUUUGUUUAUUGUUAGUGUACUGUAUACAAUGAUCAAUGGAUUGGGAG